UUAUUGGAUUUCUAGAUGCUGACAGAAAUUGAAAAGGAAAGGCAAGAAACUAUUAAACAUAACUUAAAAGAAUUAGAGGUUGUUGGGAUAGAUCCUCCUAGGUUGAAGAGCAUGGCAAUGUCAUUGUUUGGUUCAAAAGCGAAAGCAAGUGGUAAAAGCACUAAAGAGGGGAACAACAAGGUGGGCCAUGGCGCUGAUCCUAAUUAUAUACCACCCGAAGGUGUAGAAAUUCUAAGUUCCUGCAGUGACAAUGAUGAGUCUUCUAGGUCUCAAGCUAAAAAGCAAACAUUUGGACUUGUUGACUAUAAGAACGAUAUGGUUCUUAGGCGCAUCAUCGACGUUAAGUGCCAAGCUUUGUAUAGAGAGUGGAAGUGCACGCUACACAGUCACUACAAAGUGAUCAAGAAGGAGGUGUCUGACCCCAAAAACCAUCCAUUAUAUCCCUGUAAUCCAGAGGACUGGAAAUUCAUGAUUAAGAAAGUGUGGCGGAAAAAAGCUUUUAAGAAGAAGUCUAAGAGAGGGAAAAAUGCACGAAAAUCGUUGAAAUAUAACCAUACUAGCGGCUCCCAAUCAUUUGUAGCACAAGCAUCCAAGUUUGAUAAGAUUGCUAAAAAGCUAGUUGAGCAGUCGCAACCCGGUGUCACAAAUCCUCAAUCUGAGGUACAAGUUUCCAUUGAUGUGCUUGGGAAGAGAUCGGGCUACUUGAAGGGAUAUGGAAUUCGCAAGAGCACAUAUGCUACACAUUCUCAAGCAGUCCCAAAUUCCGAGGUAGUUGCUCUUAAAGAAGUCGUGGCUGAUCAAGCAAAACUCAUAGCUGAUUAUGCUAAAAAAUUUGAAACCAUGAUGCUCUUCAUGGCUACAAAGAAUGGAGUUGAUCCAGCCACCAUUCCGGGAUUGAUUUCAAGUAAUGAAAAUGGAGAAGACACUUCGAUUGGACAAGAAGAUGGAAUUUUGACUUAAAUGGAGGUCGAACGUGUUGACUUUAGUUGUUUUGAAUGGGUUUUUUUUGAAUAUUACGUUUGAUUCAACUAUGGGAGGUGAUUACUGUUGAAUUUUUUUGUAUGCGUAGACAUCUAGAUUAGUUUUAGGAGACAUGGCGGGUGGAGUAAAUUUGUGGAGACAUGGCAGGUGGAGUACUAGUUUUUGGAGACAUGGCUGGUGAAGUAAAUAUGGGGAGACAUGGCAGGUGGAGUACUAGUUUUUGGAUACAUGGCAGGUGGAGUUAUCUUUUGGUUGUAUUUUGGACGUUUAUAUAAGUUUGGGAUAAUCAUUUGGCUGUAAUAUUCUGGAUGCUUGGAUAGUUGGUUUUUGGAUUGCGAUAUAUUUAAAGGUAUUAGAAUGACCUAUCUAUUGAUUUUGAUGAA
This is a messenger RNA of Rhododendron vialii, 1364 nucleotides long. RefSeq lists its product as uncharacterized. The transcript is spliced from 4 exons. The coding region runs from base 16 to 960 and encodes 314 amino acids. NCBI's taxonomy places the organism in Eukaryota, Viridiplantae, Streptophyta, Magnoliopsida, Ericales, Ericaceae. The record is from RefSeq and is a predicted model, not a curated record.